AUGUCCUUCUUCCUACCUGUAUCAUCACUCUACGAUGCCAAAUGUAAAUCCAGUGAAGAGAAAGUCUCUGUGUGCUUCCCAAUGCCAGUGCCACAUGCUUCUGGAAAGCUGCACAUUAAAGGUGGGAAUAUCAAGUUUAACUUCAAAAAAUAUCAAUAUAUUCUGACACUGAUUUUUGCCACUGAGGAGAUCAACAGGAAUCCCAAUCUUUUACCCAACUUGUCCAUGAGAUUUAAGUUCUUUACUUCCAAGUGUGAUGAUUCAUUGAAAAUUAUCCCUUAUCUAAGUUGGAUAGCAAAAAAACACUACUGGGUUCCUAAUUAUAGGUGUAGACAACAUUCAUGUUAUGUACAAAUUACAGGACCAGUGUGGGCAGCAAGUAGCAAAGUUGGGACAUUUCUGAAGCUCUUUGAAUUUGCACAGAUUCACUAUGGCCCGUUUCAUCCUACUUUGAGUGACCCUUAUCAGUAUCCUCAUCUGUAUCAGAUGGCCCCCAAGAACACAAGACUGACUUUUGCCAUAGUCUCCUUAAUGCUUCAUUUCAACUGGACCUGGGUGGGUUUGGUCAUCUCUGAUGAUGACCAAGGUAUUCAAUUUCUCUCAGACUUGAGAGAAAAGAUGCAAGGAAAUCAAAUCUGUUUAGCCUUUGUGAAUGUGAUCCCAUUAAACAUGGAGUUAUACAAUUCAAGGGCUGAGACAUAUUACAAACAAAUUGUGACACAUUUGACAAAUGUUGUGAUCAUUUAUGGUGAAGGUAAUUCCACACUAGAGGUGAGCUUCAGGAGAUGGGCACAUUUAGGCAUCCAGAGGAUCUGGGUCACUACUUCACAGUGGGAUGUCAUCACCAAUAUGAGAAGAGACGUCAUUCCUGACUCAUUCCAUGGGGGUUUCACUUUUUCUAACCACCAUCAUGAGAUUCCCAAUUUUAAAAAAUUUAUCCAGACACUGAACACUACCGCAUAUCCAAUAGACAUGUCUUUGAUGACGUCAGAAUGGAUGUACUUUAAUUGCUCAGACUUAGAAUCUAAACGUAGAAUACAGAGUAUGUAUUCACCCAACACCUCAUUAGAAUGGUAUGCAGGUCAAGAAUUUGAGAUGGCCAUGAAUGAUGAUAAUUAUAAUCUAUACAAUGCUGUGUACGCUUUGGCAUAUGCCCGCCAUAAAUUUGUUUUUCAACAGGUAGAUAUUCAGCCAAUGGCACACCAACGCCCAAUUGACUGCCCAAAGUUUUACUACUAUUUGAAGAACAUGCAAUUUAUUAACCCUGUUGGAGACCUGGUGAUUAUUAAUGAGAAAACAAAAUUUGAUGCAGACUAUGAUAUUCUCCACAUUUGGAAUUUUCAACAAGGUCUUGGAAUAAAGGUGAAAAUAGGACAGUUUUCUUCAUAUCUGCCCCUUGGUCAGCAGUUGUAUUUGUCGGAUGAGACAACCGAGUGGGCCACUGGGAGCAGGCAGAUUCCCUCCUCUGUGUGCAGUGAGCCGUGCAGGCCUGGUUUCAGGAAGUUUCGACAGGAGGGAAAGGCAGCCUGCUGCUUUGAUUGUUCCCUCUGCCCAGAAAAUGAGGUUUCUAACAAAACGGCAGAUAUGGAUCAGUGUGUGAAAUGCUCACUUGAUCAGUAUGCCAACAAAGAGCAAACUCACUGCCUCCAAAAAACUGUGACGUUUCUGGCUUAUGAAGACCCCUUGGGGAUGGCUCUGGCUUGCUUGGCCCUGUUCUUCUCUGCACUCACUGCUCUUGUUCUUGGGGUUUUUGUGAAGCACCAAGACACACCGAUUGUGAAGGCCAAUAAUCGAACAAACAGCUACAUCCUGCUCAUCUUCCUCAAGUUUUGUUUCCUCUGUUCAUUACUCUUCAUUGGACAUCCCAACACAGCCAAGUGCAUCCUGCAGCAGAUCACCUUUGCAGUUCUGUUCACUGUGGCUGUGUCCACCGUCUUGGCCAAAACAAUUACUGUGGUUCUGGCCUUCAAGGUCACUGAUCCAGGAAGAAAGAUGAGGAGGCUGCUGGUAUCUGGAGCACCUAACUUCAUCAUUCCCAUCUGUACCUUCAUCCAACUUGUUCUCUGUGGACUCUGGCUGGGAACAUCCCCUCCCUUUGUGGACACUGAUGCACACUCGGAACUCGGCCACAUCAUCAUUGUGUGCAACAAAGGCUCAGUCACUGCCUUCUACUGUGUCCUGGGAUACCUGGGAUCUCUGGCUGCAGGGAGCUUCAGUGUGGCUUUCCUGGCCAGAAACCUGCCCGACACGUUCAAUGAAGCCAAGUUCCUGACCUUUAGCAUGCUGGUGUUCUGCAGUGUCUGGGUCACCUUCCUCCCUGUCUACCACAGCACCAAGGGGAAGGCCAUGGUGACAGUGGAGGUCUUUUCUAUCUUGGCCUCCAGUGCAGGCUUGCUAGGUUGCAUCUUUUUCCCCAAGUGCUACAUCAUUUUAUUAAGACCCACUGUGGGAACUGGCAAUAUCAUCUUAACUUUUUCUACUUUUCCUGCUAAAAGAGGAGACAGAGCAGAAGAAAUCACAGACGUGAGUCUUUUGGCUGAAGGGGUCGGAGGUCAGAGUGCGGAGAGGCCGGGCGCCCAAGACGACGGAGGCCGGGAGGGAGGGGCUGGGCGUUCGCCCCCAGGCCGCGGCGGCCCGCGGGUCCCCUUCUGCGCCUUGAGCGGAGGAGCGAUGGCCGCGGCUGUCCCGGCGGUGCGCGCCGUCCUCGCGCGCAGGCCGAUCGCGGGCUCGGGGACUCGCGCUCCGCAGGGGAGGCGGCGCCUCAGAACGGGGCGGCGCGGGGUCCCGGCUCGCGGGGCCGCGGCGGCGGGACCAGGGCUGCGCCCGCCGCCGAUAGCGAGGGGCGCGGCGCCCGGCCCGGGGAGCGGAAACGCGCGGCGGCGCCCGGCCUGA
Jaculus jaculus (lesser Egyptian jerboa) is the source of this 2892-nucleotide messenger RNA. Its product is annotated as vomeronasal type-2 receptor 116. Gene Ontology annotation, biological process: G protein-coupled receptor signaling pathway. Bases 1 to 2892 code for a protein of 963 amino acids. The transcript is spliced from 10 exons. The record is from RefSeq and is a predicted model, not a curated record. Lineage: Eukaryota; Metazoa; Chordata; Mammalia; Rodentia; Dipodidae. Gene Ontology annotation, molecular function: G protein-coupled receptor activity. Gene Ontology annotation, cellular component: membrane.